CUUGAACCAUCAUUCUCCUUCUCCACAAACACAAACACUCCCUUCCCCCCUUCACCACCACUCACUCCACCCGCAAUGCUGAGGACGGCUAGCCUUCAGCUGAGGGCGACGACGCUUCGCAGCAGCUUGGGCACCAGCCGGGCUAUUGCGGCGCCGCGAGCUCCGUGCUUGGCUUCCGCUGCUGCCGCCACUCGCUCAUUCAAGACCUUGUCCAAGAGCCAACAGGCUUCUGCUGCUCCUCAACAGCCUAGCGCACCAAAGGGAUCAGACUCUUUCAUCACGACCAACAAUGCCUACUACGCCGAAGAGAUGCACCGCAGGUGGAAAGAGGACCCGUCCUCUGUUCAUUCGUCGUGGGACGUCUACUUCUCGGGACUCGACAAAGGCUUGAGCUCAGAAGAGGCGUACCGCGCUCCUCCUACCCUAAUGACCCUGCCCGUUGAGGCUCCCCCGGUCCACAUGGGCAGCUCAGAGAACAGCGUCGACGACCACCUCAAGCUCCAGCUUCUCGUUCGAGCAUAUGCCGUCCGUGGUCACCGCAUUGCCCGCCUCGAUCCUCUCGACAUUAUUAAUGCGGAGCGUGAUGGCGCUGUGCCCCCCGAAUUGACCAUCGAGCACUACGGAUGGACUGAGAAGGAUCUUAGCAGGGAGAUGCAGCUCGGUCCUGGUCUGCUGCCCAAUUUCGUCAGCGCUGGUGUCAAGAAGCUCACCAUUGGCGAGGUCAUCGAGGCCUGCAAGCGCAUGUACUGCGGCUCCAUCGGCGUUCAGUACGUCCACAUCCCAGACCGCGAAAAGUGCGACUGGCUGCGUGAGCGUCUCGAGACGCCCGAGCCUUUCAAGUACUCGAUCGAAGAGAAGAGGGCCAUCCUCGACCGCCUCAUCUGGUCCGACUCCUUCGAGCGCUUCAUCGCCUCCAAGUACCCCAAUGAGAAGCGAUUCGGUCUUGAGGGUGGAGAGACGCUCAUUCCUGGUGUCAAGAGCAUGAUCGACCGCACCGUCGAGCACGGCGCCGACUCGAUCACCAUCGGUAUGCCUCAUCGUGGUCGUCUUAACGUUCUCGCCAACGUCAUUCGUCGCCCCAUUGAGGGCAUUCUGCAUCAAUUCGCUGGUGAGGACGUCGAGGGAGGUGGAGAUGUCAAGUACCACUUGGGCGCCAACUACGUCCGCCCUACGCCCUCUGGCAAGAAGGUCUCCCUCUCCCUCGUUGCCAACCCGUCGCACUUGGAGGCAGAGGACCCAGUCGUGCUGGGCAAGACGCGUGCCAUCCAGGACUUUGCCGGCGACAAGGACCACAAGACCUCGAUGGCUCUCCUUAUGCACGGUGACGCUGCCUUUGCCGGCCAGGGUGUCGUCUACGAGACGAUGGGCAUGUACAACCUGCCCAACUACGCUACGGGCGGCACGAUCCACCUCGUCGUCAACAACCAGAUUGGCUUCACUACCGACCCUCGCUUCGCUCGCUCGACCCCUUACCCUUCGGACAUUGCAAAGUCCAUCGACGCUCCCAUCUUCCACGUCAACGGCGACGACCCCGAAGCUGUCACCUUUGUGAGCCAGCUUGCUGCCGACUGGCGCGCCAAGUUCAAGAAGGAUGUCGUCAUCGACUUGGUCUGCUACCGUCGUCACGGACACAACGAGACCGACCAGCCUAGCUUCACGCAGCCUCGCAUGUACGAGGCCAUUGGCAAGCAGGCGUCCACCUUUAAGCAGUACUCGAAGAAGCUCGUCGACGAGGGCUCCUUCACGCAGAAGGACAUUGACGAGCAUGAGAAGUGGGUCUGGGGUUUGCUCGAGGAGGCGGCUGAGAAGUCAAAGAGCUACAAGCCUGGAGAGCGCGAGUGGCUUUCUUCUGCGUGGGAGGGCUUCCCGUCACCCAAGGAGCUGGAGGAGACGAUCCUCGAGCACAAGGAGACUGGUGUCGAGGAGGAGAAGCUCAAGCACAUCGGCAGGAAGGUCUCGUCCUUCCCCGAUGACUUUAGCGUGCACCGCAACCUGGGUCGUAUCCUCAAGAACCGCCUCAAGACGAUUGAGGAUGGCGAGAACAUCGACAUGCCCACCGGUGAGGCUCUGGCUUUCGGUUCGCUCGCCAUGGAGGGCAACUACAUCCGUGUGUCCGGUCAGGACGUCGAGCGAGGUACCUUCUCUCAGCGUCACGCUGUUCUCCACGACCAGAAGAACGAGCAGAUCUACACCCCGCUCAACGAUCUCAGCAAGGACCAGGCGCCCUUUGUCAUCUGCAAUUCUUCCCUCUCUGAGUUCGGUUGCUUGGGUUUCGAGCUCGGUUUCUCGCUCGUCGACCCCAAGAAUCUGACAAUGUGGGAGGCCCAGUUCGGUGACUUUGCCAACAAUGCCCAGUGCAUCAUCGACCAGUUCAUCGCAUCCGGUGAGCGCAAGUGGCUGCAGCGCACGGGUCUCGUUGUCAACCUUCCCCAUGGCUACGACGGUCAAGGACCCGAGCACUCCUCUGGUCGCCCCGAGCGCUUCCUCCAGCUCUGUGACGACAACCCCUUCAAGUUCCCAGACGAGCAGGCCAUGAACCGUCAACACCAGGACAGCAACAUGGCCGUCACCUGCCUGACGGAGCCUGCCAACCUCUUCCACGUCCUGCGUCGUCAGGUGCACCGUGGGUUCCGCAAGCCUCUCAUCAACUUCUUCUCCAAGUCGCUGCUUCGUCACCCUCUUGCCCGCUCGAAGCUCGAGGACUUCCUGCCUGGUAAGGGAGGCUUCCGUCGUUUCUUGCCCGAGAAGUUCCCCGACGAGAUCAACAAGCCAGAGGACAUCAAGCGUGUCAUCUUCUGCUCUGGACAGGUCUUCGUGCCGCUCAUCGAGCACCGUCGCGCCAACGAGAUCAAGGACGUGGCAAUUGUCCGUCUUGAGCAGCUGAGCCCUUUCCCGUACGAGGACGUCGUUGCCUGCCUGGACAGCUACCCGAAUGCUCAGGUGAGCUUCACGCAAGAGGAGCCGAUGAACGGCGGGUUCUGGGACUAUGUGAACCCGAGGUUGAGGACUGCCUGCAGGCAUACGAAGCAUCACAAGGACAGCCUGACGCUGCUUUCAAGCAGGCCGCCCUACUCGUCGGUGGCUACUGGCUCGAAGAAGGUGCACAAGGCGGAGGUGGAGCAGUUGAUGAAGGACUCGUACGACCUUGACAGGAGGGCCAGUGAUUGAGCGGCGAAGGGGCAGCAGCAGAGGCGAAGGACAAGCACCGGGUUGAGAUGGAGUGCGAGAGAUCAGGAACGACUUUGAUUGUGGCCUAUGCCUUCAUCUUCAAUGACACAGACACACGUCUCAUUUUCUCUACGCCAGGCGGCGGGCGCACCUGGCUCACGCGGCUGAUAUCGAGAAAGACGGCAAUGAUAACCUGAUGCCGAGAUAGCAUGGAACCU
Messenger RNA from Jaminaea rosea, 3386 nucleotides. RefSeq names its product putative KGD1-alpha-ketoglutarate dehydrogenase. Gene Ontology annotation, biological process: tricarboxylic acid cycle. The transcript has 4 exons. Gene Ontology annotation, molecular function: thiamine pyrophosphate binding; oxoglutarate dehydrogenase (succinyl-transferring) activity. The record is from RefSeq and is a predicted model, not a curated record. Bases 76 to 3168 code for a protein of 1030 amino acids. Gene Ontology annotation, cellular component: mitochondrion; oxoglutarate dehydrogenase complex. Lineage: Eukaryota; Fungi; Basidiomycota; Exobasidiomycetes; Microstromatales.